Dentiscutata erythropus is the source of this 127-nucleotide messenger RNA. The record is from the annotation of a GenBank genome assembly. Lineage: Eukaryota; Fungi; Glomeromycota; Glomeromycetes; Diversisporales; Gigasporaceae.
AUUUCCCAUGCAAUUAAUCGUCAUGUUCAUUUAGGAUUUAAUAUUGCACAAGGAUCAGAUAUUGAAUUGGCCAUUGAAGGGAUUCGUGGAACAUCAGUGGCUCACUUAGAGCCGAAGCGUCCUAAAG